AUGGAUGGUAGGUUGAGUAUGGCUUGGAAGGAACACGCUUGUGUACAUGAAGAAACCAUCAAGUUUUCCGACAUUCCGGAAUAUCAUGAGGGCAAUAAGAAGUAUGGCUUUGUGGUAAGCGAAGGCUUUAUUCCCUGUCCCCAUCUUGAAAACUUUGGUUGGAAUCAGGGAAUCUAUGUUCAUUUCAACGAAGGAUUCAAUGGAGAAGAUAAAGAUAUCGACAUGAAACAUUCAAGGAGAGACUUAGACGGGGCUUAGACAUCACCAAUCUAACAGCUUAUGCGAGAAAGACAUACAGAGGACGACCAUUGACCUUUGUUAUACCAUAUCCUGACAUGGCUAGAUUAAUCAGAGUCGCUCUUCUUUGUUUCGAAGAUAGAACCCCAGAUCCAGGGGUUUACAGCAUGAAGAAAAAACUUCGAAUACCGUUACAGGUUACCCUUCCCUCCGAGGGAUUCUGGGUUCAAGAAAUUACUCCUAGUGCUGCACAAUUCAUGUAA
This is a messenger RNA of Hymenoscyphus albidus, 500 nucleotides long. Lineage: Eukaryota; Fungi; Ascomycota; Leotiomycetes; Helotiales; Helotiaceae. The record is from the annotation of a GenBank genome assembly.